This is a messenger RNA of Loa loa (African eye worm), 1683 nucleotides long. Its product is annotated as NADH dehydrogenase iron-sulfur protein 2. The transcript has 9 exons. Lineage: Eukaryota; Metazoa; Nematoda; Chromadorea; Rhabditida; Onchocercidae. The coding region runs from base 226 to 1497 and encodes 423 amino acids. Gene Ontology annotation, molecular function: quinone binding; NADH dehydrogenase (ubiquinone) activity; NAD binding. Gene Ontology annotation, biological process: mitochondrial electron transport, NADH to ubiquinone. The record is from RefSeq and is a predicted model, not a curated record.
UUACAGGGGCUGAACUGGAAAAUGAGUGCAGUGGGCCAAGCUAGAUUCUUACUAACCCAAAUAACUCGAUCAGCAUCAAAUACUUUAUUAUAUGGAAAACGUGGUUCACAUAAUCUGUGGUAUCCUGAUGCUGAAUUUAUGCAUGAAUUCAAGGUCACCUUAUUUUAAAGCAAAGUUCGAGAAGGUCCUGGAUAUGGUAAAGCAGGUGUUGUUGGGCGGGUUUGGAUGCCAAAACCGACACAAUAUGAUAAGAAUGUUGGAAUUGAUCAAAUAUUUGAGAAAUUAAGUUGGCAACCGGUUCUACCCGAUUUAAGUGAAAUACAUGAAAAGCCAUUGCAUUAUUACUUGUUAAAUUUCGGACCACAGCAUCCGGCAGCACAUGGAGUUCUUCGUCUCGUACUCGAAUUGGACAAUGAAAUCGUAAUGAAAGCAACUCCGCAUAUCGGUCUUCUGCACCGUGGCACAGAGAAACUGAUCGAAUACAAGACUUAUACUCAAGCUGUACCAUAUUUCGAUCGCAUGGAUUAUGUAUCGAUGAUGUGUAACGAAACAGCAUUUGCACUUGCUGUUGAAAAAUUAUUAGGAGUUGAUAUUCCGCCAAGAGCUAAAUUUAUCAGAACUCUAAUGAAUGAGCUAACUCGUAUACAGAAUCAUUUGAUGGGUGUUACAACACACGCUUUGGAUAUUGGUGCAAUGACUCCUUUAUUUUGGAUGUUUGAAGAACGUGAAAAGAUGUUUGAGUUCACUGAGCGGGUGUGUGGAGCUAGAAUGCAUUCAAAUUACGUGCGUCCAGGAGGUGUUGCAUGGGAUUUACCACUUGGUUGGAUGGAUGAUGUAUAUGACUGGGCAUUACGGUUUCCACAGAGAUUGGAUAUGAUGGAAGAUCUGUUAACAGGCAACCGCAUUUUCAUGGCAAGAACUGUAGACAUUGGACUUGUUAAAGCUGAGGAUGCCUUGCUUUGGGGCUUUUCUGGCGUUAUGCUUCGUGGAUCCGGUAUUAAAUGGGAUAUACGUAAAUCACAGCCGUAUGAUGCUUAUGAUCAAGUGGAUUUUGAUGUUCCUGUUGGUGUGAAAGGAGACUGUUACGAUAGAUAUUUAAUAAGAAUGGAAGAAAUGCGUGAAAGUGUGAAAAUUAUUUUUGAAUGUUUAAAUAAGAUGCCUCCCGGUGAAAUUAAAGUUGACGACCACAAAGUGGUUCCUCCUAAACGUGCCGAAAUGAAGCAAAAUAUGGAAUCGCUGAUACACCACUUCAAAUAUUACACUGAAGGUUAUCAGGUGCCACCCGGUGCUACUUAUGUUCCAGUUGAAGCCCCCAAAGGAGAAUUUGGUGUUUAUUUGGUAUCACAAGGUGAAUCAAGACCUUAUCGGUGUUUUGCUCGAUCACCUGGAUUUCCACAUCUUGCUGCAAUCGAUGAUAUAUGUUACAUGUCCUUGUUAUCUGACGUUGUGGCGGUUAUUGGUACUCUGGACCUUGUUUUCGGAGAAAUUGAUCGAUAACCACCGAUGAUCAUUGAAAUUUUCUUUUGAAAAUUACAUCAAAUUUUCAUAUUUUUAGAAUUAGUACCAUUUGGCGGAUGAUGUCUUCCUAACCGGUUCUGGCGGCGAAGUAGGGAUGAAGAAUAUCAUGCAUUCAAUGCACGAACACGUCGUACUAUUUUGCAGGAAAGUGAUGCAUAGCAAUUG